UGAAAUGACGUCUAAAUUGAUGAACGGACAAUUAUUGCCCCAAUUUUCCAAACGAUGCUCAUUUUGCAAAUUGAGAAAGAUUUCAACUGCUCCUCAAAUUCUUUCAAUAGAGCUGAUUAAAGUGCAACAACCAAGCUUUCUCUUGAUUAGGUCAUGUUCUAAUUAUUCAUCAAACGUGAUUGAAAGGGAACCGUCUGAUCCAAUCACAGAAAUUGUCACUGAUUCAUCUGAGCAAACUGAUAAUUCACACUCAACUCCCGUGAAAAGAUUUCUUGACGAAGUGAAAUUACGUGCAGAACUUAGUGGGAAGUUGGAGAAAGUGAGAGUUAAACAUGUAGGUCAUAACAAGAAUAUGGAGGUUGAGGUGAACAGAAAUUACUCCACGCCCCUGGACGUGGCCAGACAUCUGGGGAGGAAUUACGUCACACUGUCGGCCGUAGCCUUGCUCAAUGCAUCCAAAGUGGUCGAUAUGAAUCAAGCUAUCAGUGAAAAGGAAAACGUCACACUGCAGUUUGUCUGGUUCAAAAACCAACAACAGCAAGAUCCACAUCUGGCCAACAAGACCCUCUGGAACACAUGCUCACUGCUAUCUGGCGCCGUUUUGGGCGACAUUUUCAAAGAAACAAUCAAAGUUAUCCCUCACUUGUCUACUCCUGAUUUGACUGCCACGGAAGGAGCGUUUGGUUUUGAGUUCGAACUGGUUAAAACUGACUCGGAUGAAGACGACAGGCUAAAUUGGACUGCCAGCCAAUCAGAGUUGAGUUUUGUAAACAGAAAACUCAGGAGUUUCAUUUAUUCCAAACCAGAUAUUUACGGACUUGACUGUGGAUUGAAAAGUGCAGAAAAGGUUCUAGGUGCUGACUCGUCCAACUUGGCAGUGGCCAAACAUAUCCUCUCCCAUUUCGGAGACAGUGUGAACCACAAAGUGAGACUGUACCUCUGUGGGGGAUCCCCCUCCUCCCCCUCCUCUGCCAUCCACCUCCACCCCGGUCCACUGCUUCCCAAUGUGCACUUAGUGGGGCAGAUGGAGAUCACUGCUGUUUACCCUCUAGGAUGCACUGGUUUGAAUGGAGCAUCACUGCACAGAAUAGAAGGAGUGGCCUUACCAUCUGUACUGCAUGCACACCACUGGCCUUGGACAGUUUUGACAAGUGCUGCGAGAGAAGAUGCACUAUCCAGACAAACUCUAAUGCCUCCAAACUCUAUCGAAUCUUUUGCUGAGUGGUACAAGAAUGAAUGCAAAUGGAGAAAUAAUUCUGUUGUUUAAAUAAUAACCCUAUUUUGUUUUCUUUCGGCCGUUUUUAUUCGAGUGUCUAUGAGCAAGCCUGGUAUGUUUAUAUUUUGCGCUUAAAAGGGUUUU
Messenger RNA from Symsagittifera roscoffensis, 1360 nucleotides. Its product is annotated as large ribosomal subunit protein mL39-like. The transcript has 4 exons. Gene Ontology annotation, molecular function: nucleotide binding. The coding region runs from base 5 to 1267 and encodes 420 amino acids. The record is from RefSeq and is a predicted model, not a curated record. NCBI's taxonomy places the organism in Eukaryota, Metazoa, Xenacoelomorpha, Acoela, Convolutidae.